AAAGCAGCAGGCUCCGCUGCUCCCGCUUCCAGGGGACGCCUAGGGAAGGAAGGAAGGAAGGAAGGAAGGAAGGAAGGAAGGAAGGAACCCUGAGAGAGGAAGAAAAAGAGAGAAGGAAAGAAGGAAAAGAAGGAAGGAAGAGUGAGUGAGUGAAGCUUGUGCAAGGCUCUGCCUCGUCUUCCAGCGGACUCUGAGAGAAGAAGAGAGAGAGAGGGAGAAGGAAGGAAAGCGUGAAGGAAAGAGUGAAGGAAGGAAGGAAAGAGCGAGCGAGUGAAGCCUGGCCCUGCCCUCGCUCUCCUUGCCCGAGGCUGCUCCUCUUCCUUCUCGACUACUGACUGGCAUUCCUUUUGGAGAAGGAGGAGGAGGAGGAGGAGAAGGGACUGCUCCAGGGCCAGCUCCCGAACUGCUCCCUCUGGCCCCAGCCUUGCUCCCGGGGCGCCUUCGCCGCCUCCUUCUGGCCAGAGAGCCAUGCCCUCCCUUCGGACCCCGCAGGAGGAGCAGGCGAGGCCCGAGAGGCGCUAGCCUUCGCCUGCUAGGCUGCCCUCCAUCCCCGGCUCCCCGCAGGAUGGCUGGCCUCUGCAGCAGCAGCAGCGGCAAGGGCGAGGGCCCUGGCUCUCCCCGCCCGAAGAAGACCCUGGAGGAGCUGACGCUGGACUCGGGCUUCGGGGCGGGGGACUCCCUGCUCAGCCUCUCCUCCUCGGCCUCGUCUUCCUCCUCCUCCUCGUCGUCGUGCUCCUCCUCGCGGCAGCCCCGUCGGGGGCCCCUGUGGCGCUGCUGCUCCUGCUCGCUCUCCUGCUCCUCGGCCUCCUGGGGCUCCUCGGCGCGGGAGCCGGCGUCGUCGGGGCCGGAGGAGGGCUCUCGGUGGGGCCGGGGCUGGGCGCCGCUGCCGGAGCCGGAGGAGCUUCCCUGGACGGAGGCGGAGCUGGCGUCGGCGCUGCGGAAGGCCGGGGGCGCUGGGGGCGCUGGGGCUCUGGGUCCGGAGGCGCUGGGGCUGGUGUCCGGGCUGCUGGGGCGUCCUCUGGCGCGGGUGGCGCGGGAGGCGCAGCGCCUGGGGGCCUGGCGGGCGCAGGUCAGCCGCUUCGAGGUGCAGAGCGCGGUCCGGCUGGUGCUGGGCUGGGCGCUGGGCGAGCGCUGCCUGGCGGCCGCCCUGGAAGCCCUCUCCCUCCACAGCAUGAGCGCCGGCGAGGGGCUCCGCAGGGGACGCUCCGCCCGCUGCGGCCUCGCCCUCUCGGUCGGGCGCUUCUUCCGAUGGAUGGUCGACGUCCGCCUGGCGCCCCGCGUCCACCCCUCGGCCGCCCUGGCCCUGGCCGCCGCCCUGGAGAGCCUGGCCGCCCUCCUCCAGCAGGCCGCCCUCCGCAGAGCCCCCCCGCAGCCCGGACACGACGGGCCCCUCUCCGCCCGAGAGCUCCAGGACGCCCUCCGCCAGGAGCCCCAGCUCUGGGCCCUGCUCCAGCCCUGCAGCCACCUCCUCUGCCCCGCAGGAGCCCCAGGUAUGCUUUCUCUGCCAGCAUACUUCAGUCCUUAUAAUGAUGGAUCCACGUGCAGCAAUGGAAAAGCGGAUGCUUACGCUCAGCUGGAACUUCGAACUUUAGAACAAUCUCUCCUGGCAACUUGUGUUGGUAGCAUCUCUGAACUCAGUGAUCUGGUCUCCCGAGCAAUGCAUCACAUGCAGUGUUUGAACACUCUGCGCCCUGGCAUGAGUCCUGUUCGACAAACCAGGCAGCAGCAGCAACCUAUCAUCUGGUCCCCUGAUGCUCUCCACACCCUGUAUUACUUUUUACGCUGUCCUCAGAUGGAGUCCAUGGAAAACCCCAACCUUGAUCCACCAAGGAUGUCUCUGAAUAAUGAACGGUCCUUCAUGCUUCUGCCUCCGUUAAUGGAAUGGAUGCGAGUAGCUAUAACCUUUGCUGAGCACCGGCGCAGUUUAACCGUGGAUAGUGAUGAUAUAAGGCAAACAGCCAGACUCCUCUUACCUGGUUUGGACUGUGAACCUCGGCAGCUAAAACCUGAAUGUUGCUUUAAUUCAUUCCGAAGAAUGGAUGCUAAGGCUGCCACUGAAAAAUUCCAGCAGGAUCUAGGAUUUCGAAUGCUGAACUGUGGAAGGACUGAUUUGGUCAAUCAGGCCAUAGAAGCAUUGGGACCUGAAGGAGUCAAUACAAUGGAUGAUCAGGGUAUGACACCACUCAUGUACGCCUGUUCUGCGGGAGAUGAAGCCAUGGUCCAGAUGCUUAUUGAUGCUGGAGCAAAUCUAGACAUGCCAGUCCCUGGUAGUUCAUCUCGAUACCCAUCGGCUCACCCUGAUAGUCGGCACUGGACUGCACUUACUUUUGCUGUCUUACAUGGACAUAUAUCUGUAGUACAGCUGCUCCUGGAUGCUGGUGCUCAUGUUGAAGGCUCUGCUGUUAACAGUGGAGAAGACAACUAUGCUGAGACCCCACUUCAGCUGGCUUCAGCAGCAGGCAACUAUGAGUUGGUCAGUUUGCUACUUAGCAGGGGAGCAGAUCCCCUUUUGAGUAUGUUGGAAGCUAAUGGGAUGUCCUCAUCACUUCAUGAAGACAUGAACUGCUUUAGCCAUGCUGCUGCACACGGACAUAGAAAUGUGCUACGGAAGCUCCUGACUCAACCACAGCAGUCCAAGGGAGAUGUUCUGUCACUGGAAGAGAUUCUAGCAGAGGGUGUGGAAAGUGACACUUCCAGCCAAGGCAGCUCCAAUGAAGGCCAGGUUAAGCUGUGCAAAACCCGGAUGAAGGCUUUACAGGAGGCCAUGUUUUACAGCGCUGAGCAUGGCUAUGUUGACAUUACGAUGGAGCUCAGAGCACUUGGAAUCCCAUGGAAGCUCCACAUCUGGAUUGAGUCACUCCGAACAACUUUUUAUCAGUCUCGUUAUUCAGUGGUACAGAGUCUCUUGCGGGAAUUUAUCACCAUCAAGGAAGAAGAAUACAACGAGGAGCUGGUUCAUGAUGGACUGCAGCUUAUGUUUGAAAUCUUCAGAACCUGCAAAAAUGACUCUAUCAAUCAGCAGCUUGCAGCUAUUUUUGCUCACUGUUAUGGGAACAGCCCCAUCCCCAGUAUUCCUGAAAUCAGAAAGACACUCCCAGCACGCCUAGAUCCUCACUUUUUAAAUAACAAGGAUAUGUCUGAUGUUACUUUCUUAGUGGAAGGAAAACUGUUUUAUGCACAUAAGGUUCUUCUGGUCACUGCUUCAAACAGGUUCAGAGCACUGGUGACAAAUAAAACAAAAGACAGCCAAGGCAAUAGACUUGGAAAUUAUGAUAUGAAAUAACAGUAUCUCAAGAUGCUGAUGCAAUAUUUAUAUGGAGGAACAGAAUCUAUGGAAAUUCCUACUGCAGAUAUCCUAGAGUUACUUUCAGCUGCAAGCCUAUUCCAGUUGGAUGGCCUCCAGAGACACUGUGAAAUCCUAUGUUCUCAGACCAUCAGCAUUGAAAGCUGUGUUAACAUCUAUAAAUAUGCCAAGAUCCACAGUGCCCCGGAGCUGGCUUCUUUUUGUGAAGGUUUCUUCCUCAAGCACAUGAAGUACCUGCUGGAGCAGGAACCUUUCAAGCAACUCAUCUAUGGCAGGAACAGUAAAGUCCAGGGUCUGGACACUCUGCAGGACCUACAAGCUACAUUGGCCAGCAGACUUCACUCUAUUUACAUCACAUCAAGGGUGUGAUUGCCAAGAGGAAAACUGGGAAUUGUAGUCAAAGCACCAGCUCAUCUGAACUGCACUAAGAGGGGAACUUGCCCUCCUGUGGCCUUCCCCUUCUGGAGACACUAGCCUGAAUUGGAAACUCCUCCAGCACCUCCACCACAUCCAACUACCUACAAAAUAGUACAUCACUCAGAGAUGAGUUAGGAUGCCACAACUAUUUCAUCUGAAAGGUGAUGAGAAGGGAAGGAAGGAUGUUGCUAUACUGCCUGACAGACAUCUCACAGGAGAACUUUUCGGGGAAGGGAGUAAUUGUAGUGUCCAAAAGAUUUUUUUAAAUUCUCACAAACUAUCAUUGACACUACUUUAUUAACCACCAGACAUGCUGGUGGAAAGCUGCAAGUAUAGAAAUCAUUAAGAUUUCUAAUAGAGGUUAUGGCUACUUAGAACCAACUAGAAGAUACUGAUAUGUCAUGUUGUUUGUGUACAGAGCUUAGAAACAUUCAUGUUUAUCCCUAAUGCAUUCAUGUUAAAUAAAUAUUUAUUCACUAACAUUAAUCAUGCUAGUGAAAAUUAUAAAACAAUCUGUUGCAUUAAUAUACUUCAUAGCACAUUAGUAAAAUCCUAAAUUUUCAAAAAUCAAUGAAAAUGAUUUAAAAUGGUGGUGGGGGGGGGGACCCAGAUUGCUCCCCUCUGUGACCAAGUUCAGUGUUGUGAAACACUUACUCAACCCAUUGACAUUAUUGUCAUUUAACUAUUAAAGUCCUUUAAAUUUGAUAAUGUCAAUGAAUUAGAGGGGGAAAUUAAUUUUAAUUAAUUAUUUCCAGGCUCUGCUGUAUACAUAAAACUAGAUGCUGGUUUUAUAUAUACAAACAACUUGACACAUUGUUUGUUAGGGUUAGUCAAUAGCCCCAGAUGGCCACGUUAUAAACUAAUCUGGCAUUUGUCAUCCUGUGCCAAGAUUUGAUUAUCAGUGGUGCAGUUGGAGCAAAUGCUCCAGGUCUCGUGGUGGCCUGGGGUCCUAUGAUGCUUCUGGUACCAUACACACAUAAACACACCUUUUCCUGUGUGCCUUUAAAGAAAGAAACAAUCCUGGGGAGCAACAGAUCUCUUCCCUGCUGGCAGGAUCAGUAGCAUUUACCACCUAUCUGAGCCCCAUUCCCCAGCUGUGAGGUGAGUGAAAAGGUGGGUGGCAUGUCGAUGUCAUUAAUCUGAGUCCCUGGCUGGGACAAAGGCAAGGGAUGCCCCCAAGUUGCUCCCUACCACAAGCUUGAACUUGGGUGACUCUGACCCCUGGGAGGGCUCCUCUUCAGCCAGCAGUGCCAGCAAGCCUACUCCCUUGCUCUUCAACAUGGAAGCCAGGGCAAGUGUACAUGUUGAGGGGAACUCUGUUUGAAUUGCUCCAUCCACUUUAGUCCAGUUUUUUCCCCCUGAACUCUUUGACCUUUCAAGGCCUACAAGCUCAAUAAGGCUGUUAGAAAGCCUAAGGCUGAAAGUUACUCUAGACUUACCAGCAGAUAAGCCCCAGUCAAUGCAGUGGGGCUAGCUUCCAAGUAGAAAUGCAUAGGAUAGUGUUGAAAGACUGGUUUCAAAAUGUGCCACCAAACUUAGAUUUCAGGUUACAUUGCAUCUCUUUUUAGUUACAGCCCUUAAAAGCAAUUUAAAGGCAAACCAACCAAAAUCUUACACUGCCCAGGUUAUUCUGGUUGUGACCUUAACACUGUGGUAUCUGCAACAUUGGCUGCUCCAAGGACAGAAAUUCCCAAAAUGUUGCACAAAUACUGUUGUGUAUAAAGAUUUCAAGGAUGCCUUUGCCUGUGCUGUAUUUAAGCAAUUUAUCCCAGAAAUUUCUGACACUGUAGUUCCAAUUUAGGCCAUUGUAUUGCUGGGAAUUAUAGGCACUGAACAUUAUGGCACAGAGUGUCACAGAUACUCCAACCCAGCUAUGGAAAUUUGUGCACAUAAAGAAACUUGUAAGAGUAUAUUAUUUGUUGGAUUGGAGGCUUCAGGCAUACAUCAGAGGCACAUUUAGAGUGGAGUUGCAUUUUUUUAAUGGGGAUGGGGCAGCUAUUCUGUUCCACAUUCAAAUAUGCGUUUCUCUGCCCCAUGCUUGUACCAUUUGUUGCACAACAGUUUGUGAGUGACUGUGACUAAAAUGGAUUUCAACUAUAAAGAUUCAGUCUGUAAUGAAAUUAGAUUGUAGCUUUAAGAAUUCUCUACAAUGGGAAUACCUUUUCUGAAUGCCUAACAUUUAGCCAAGGGUCACCCUUUCAUUCACAACUGGAGGAGAAUUUUGGGGAAAUAUUCAAAAACAGAUAUCACAAGGGAAAAUACUUCUUCUGUAAAAGUGGUUGUAAGUGGUGGUUGUAAAUUGAAUCGAAGAGAAAGACAGAGAAACAAGGCAAAGGCACCAGGGAAGAGAUAUAUGUUAUAACUGUACAUUUGUAGAAUUUCCAGGAAGAUAUUGGAAGUGUAAUAGGAGAGAGGCAAGUAUAAAUAUUAGAAGUAAAAAUGAGAGACUUUUCCACCAUCAUAUCUUUUUUUAAACCAAUCCAACACUGUAAACCAGUGGUGAGAAUUCAUGUUGCCCUUCGGAUGUUGUUGGAUUGCAUCUCCCAACAUACUUCAUCAUUGGUUAUGCUGCUUUGGGACUUUACAUGAGUCUUGUAACCCGUACUCCCCCAGGCUCAUUGAGUCCUGCUUACACAAUGCAGGGCCAAAACCCUGAAUCAGAUUCGGACCAUCUCCACAACACCUGCACCCAAUUCGGGGCUUCCUCCAUCUAACCCACAUUUUAAAAACUCACCUUCUACGGCAGGUUUUCAGAAAAUUUUUGGUGACGACUGGUGACUGCCUUUUCACUCAUGCCACUGCCGGCAUGAGUUGCUCUAAGGUUAGAACAAGGCAUCUAAUAGUGUGGCUGGGUGGCUUGUUCUGAACUUAACAGUGAUCCCAGGCAAUGAACAGGGACCAGGCGCCAUGUCUAUCGUCAUUGAAAUAAUUAAAUGCUUAUUCGGUUGGCUUGAACUCACAUAAAGGAACACAUCUUUUCUCAGGUAUUCAGCCUCCUUUCCUAAUUCUGAACUUCUGACAGAAUUCAAUCUCUUCAUAACACACCAAAAUCACAGAAAUCUCAGUCCCUACAUUCCCUAGAAAACAAACAAACAGAAGAAACUCAGAAAAACUGUACUUUAGUGUUCAAGGAAGGCAUAAUCAAAACCUAAGUACAGCAUCACAGUGCAAAUCACAAAUAUAUGAAGACAUGUGCUUGCACAGUAUCUGUAUAUGUUAGUUAUCAAAAAAGGUGAUAAGCUACACACCUUUCAGUCCUAUGCUUUUCACAAUUUGGGCCUCAAACUUACAUGACAGUAUAUUCUCUAGACUACAGAAACAGUAUAAGAUUUUCACUAAUUUGUUUGGAACUAUCCCAAGAGUUUGCAGUUUGGGUAAAUAAUUUUCAAGUAGCUGUUCCAACUGUUUGUACAAAAACAAAAGGAAUGGAUUUCUGUUGUAUUGCUGUAAUCUUGCUUGCUACAUUAACUGUACAUUAAUGUUGUUGCUUAUGUAAAUGUACCAUAUUUUAUUAACAACAUAACUUUGAUAAACUUUG
Sceloporus undulatus (fence lizard) is the source of this 7259-nucleotide messenger RNA. It is a transcript of the gene ABTB2, whose product is annotated as ankyrin repeat and BTB domain containing 2. Gene Ontology annotation, molecular function: protein heterodimerization activity. The record is from RefSeq and is a predicted model, not a curated record. NCBI's taxonomy places the organism in Eukaryota, Metazoa, Chordata, Lepidosauria, Squamata, Phrynosomatidae.